Harpegnathos saltator (Jerdon's jumping ant) is the source of this 1605-nucleotide messenger RNA. It is a transcript of the gene Ipp, whose product is annotated as inositol polyphosphate 1-phosphatase. The record is from RefSeq and is a predicted model, not a curated record. The coding region runs from base 128 to 1234 and encodes 368 amino acids. Lineage: Eukaryota; Metazoa; Arthropoda; Insecta; Hymenoptera; Formicidae. Gene Ontology annotation, molecular function: inositol-1,4-bisphosphate 1-phosphatase activity. The transcript has 5 exons.
CGAUUAACGUACGUAUAUACGUCCGCUCACACACGCGCGUCAGAGGGGAAAUAAUCGCGGUGGUGUGUUUAUCUUGUGUGUAAACUUAUCUUUUCGUGCGUGUCCGCUUGUACAUUCAGCGAGAAAAAUGAAAAACGGUAGCAGAUUACUGAAAGUCCUUCUACAAGCUUCAGAAAAGGCGGCAAAUAUUGCCAGGACAUGCCGACAGAAGGAAGCCUUAUUUCAAUUACUAGUACAAGAAAAAUCUUUAGAAGAAAAAAAUCCUCGUUUCUUUCAAGAUUUCAAAACGUUAGCUGAUGUCCUUAUUCAAGAAACUAUUAGACAUGAUAUAGAAAUAGAGUUUCCAGAGUUGGCCAAAUUGGUGCAAGGUGAAGAAACCAAUGUAUUCAGCAAUACCCUGGGAGAAUCAAUCGUGGUUGAAGUUUGUUCAUCUAGUGAAGAGACAACGCAAUUGCUGACUAAAGUUAUGGGCAAUGAUGUUGUGGCGGCAGAAUUUCUUGCUGCUGAAGUCCAUAAGGACAUUCAGUUGUCAGACGUGCCAAUCACACUAGAGAUCCCUGCUGAAUUUGACAUCAAUGAGGAUGAUCUUGGUAUUUGGAUAGAUCCUAUUGAUUCAACGGCAGAUUACAUUAAUGCAACGGAGACAGUGGACGAAGAGACCGGCUUGCAUUUAAGUGGAUUACGUUGCGUUACUGUACUUAUCGGGGUGUAUAAGAAAAGUACAGGAGUACCAGUUUUGGGUGUAGUCAAUCAACCUUUCUGCACCAACAUAGACUCGCAAUGGUCAGGAAAAUGUUACUGGGGUUUUCUGGAGUGUGGCGUUGGUAAGACUUCUAUAAGUGAGGCCUGCAAUGCUGAUAAGAUCAUCCUACUUAGCCGCUUCGAAGAUACGGACGUAAAGUCGAAGUUGUUGAGCAGCGGGUUCAGAUUGGUUGAAGCAACUGGAGCAGGCUACAAAAUACUGAGCGUGGCUCUUGGACAAGCUGCUGCUUACAUUUUAUCAAAGAGUUCUACUUAUAAAUGGGACACAUGUGGACCACAAGCUCUCCUGUCAUCAAUAGGUGGAGGCAUCAUCGAGUUCAAAGAAUUUGUCAUACGUCCAAACUCUGAAAAUCUAAGUCUGAACUACCUACCUGUUGGCACGAAUUUUUCCAACAGCAGAGGCCUGAUUGCAUAUAGAGAUCCUCAGAUCUUGGAAACUUUCAAGUGUAUUCUAUGUAGAACAGCUAAUUAAAAUAAACGUUUAUGUCCAAGUCGUAUAACGAUAAAGUCUGACGUUCUAAAGAUCUUUUUGAUGAUUGUACGAUCAAAUCUUGAAUUGCAGAGUCCAUAAAUUUUACACGGGAAAGUUCCAAAUGAUGGUCCUCCGAAAUUUAUUCUACUUUUACCGUAUUCAAUUCGGCUGUACAAAAUGAUUAUAACACUCGACAAGUGAAGCACACUUGUUAUAACAUUAUAACACUCGACAAGCAUUCGACAAGUGAAUUAAUAUGGUAAUAUUUAUCGAUCAGGCGGAAUGGAUUUAUAUAUUACUUGCUAAUCGAUGUAGCUAAUGAUUAAUUGUGAUAUAUUAAAUGUGACUCCAAAUAUAGAUUAUUCAAUGUA